AUGACCAGUGUUGGGGAACAAUGUAAACGUCACCAUUCAUCUGCAGCUCAUGCGGCGGACAAUAACCCGUAUCAAAAGGCACACUUUAAUUACAAAAACUGCCCGCGGCUCGACAACAUUCGUUUCAGCUCCUUUGUGCGCCGCCCGUACCUAUUCCCGCUCGUGUCUGGCGUACUGCAGGCGCGACACGGUAGGCAGGAAUGUUCUGCGUUCGGAGAAUUCUCACUGCUGAAGCGGACUCCAACAAAAGCAACAUUCUUUGGUAGCGCAUGUAGAGAUCACGCGUCGGAGCGGUUACUAGCAGUCGUCAAGCCACCGUUGCCAGUUCCGGAGGUCUGUUCGAGGAACUGUUUCCUUGCUGCGAGCCGUGGUUCACGCUAUGGU
Messenger RNA from Iphiclides podalirius (scarce swallowtail), 384 nucleotides. The record is from the annotation of a GenBank genome assembly. Lineage: Eukaryota; Metazoa; Arthropoda; Insecta; Lepidoptera; Papilionidae.